UGCAGCCAGUGCCCAGCCCCACAGGCCCUGGCACCGCGGACACGAUGCUCCUGCUGGCUUUACUGCUGGCCCUGGGCCUGCCCCAGGCGCGGCCCACAGACAACAGGACCGAGAGGCAGGACCCUGGCGUCCUGCGCUGUCACGUUUGCGAGAAGGAGAACGACUUUUCGUGCCAGAACGAGCAGAGCUGUGGCCAGCGGGACACGUACUGCGCGCUGGCUGCCAUCAGCAGGUCGUUUGUGAUAGUGAAGCCCCUGCCCUUCGUGUACAUAAAGUGCUGUAAACAUCCCUUAUGCAACGACAACGUGCCCAAUGUCAACGAGACGGCGUUCCGAGAAUACCCUGGGAGAGCCGGUGAGAGGGCACACGGCCAUGCCGUGCUUUCCUUCCUCCCGGCGCUGGCCUUGGCCUGCGACGGCCUCAGGCUGCUGUGAGCGGUGGGACGUGCCCAGGGCGGCCAGCUGCGCAUGGUCAGAAUGUGCUGCAUUAAAUUUGCUAU
Lepus europaeus (European hare) is the source of this 499-nucleotide messenger RNA. RefSeq names its product lymphocyte antigen 6 family member K (gene LY6K). NCBI's taxonomy places the organism in Eukaryota, Metazoa, Chordata, Mammalia, Lagomorpha, Leporidae. Bases 45 to 434 code for a protein of 129 amino acids. The record is from RefSeq and is a predicted model, not a curated record. Gene Ontology annotation, cellular component: acrosomal vesicle. The transcript is spliced from 4 exons. Gene Ontology annotation, biological process: binding of sperm to zona pellucida.